Nycticebus coucang (slow loris) is the source of this 1758-nucleotide messenger RNA. RefSeq names its product heterogeneous nuclear ribonucleoprotein A1-like. Lineage: Eukaryota; Metazoa; Chordata; Mammalia; Primates; Lorisidae. The record is from RefSeq and is a predicted model, not a curated record. The transcript has a single exon. Gene Ontology annotation, molecular function: RNA binding. Bases 63 to 992 code for a protein of 309 amino acids.
UCCUUUCUGCCUGUGGACGCUGCCGAGGAAGCAUCGUAAAAGUCUCUCUUCCCACUGCCGUCAUGUCUAAGUCAGAGUCUCCUAAAGAGCCCGAACAGCUGCGGAAGCUACUCAUUGGAGGGUUGAGCUUUGAAAAGACUGAUGAGAGUCUGAGGAGCCAUUUUGAGCAAUGGGGAACGCUCACAGACUGCGUGGUAAUGAGAGAUCCAAACACCAAGCGCUCCAGGGGCUUUGGGUUUGUCACAUACGCCACCGUGGAGGAGGUGGAUGCAGCAAUGAAUGCAAGGCCACACAAAGUGGAUGGAAGAGUUGUGGAACCAAAGAGAGCUGUUUCCAGAGAGGAUUCUCAAAGACCUCGUGCCCACUUAACUGUGGAAAAGAUCUUUGUUGGUGGCAUUAAAGAAGAUACUGAAGAACAUCACUUAAGAGACUAUUUUGAACAGUAUGGGAAAAUUGAAGUGAUUGAAAUCAUGACUGACCGAGGCAGUGGCAAGAAGAGGGGCUUUGCUUUUGUUACGUUUGAUGACCAUGAUUCUGUGGAUAAGAUUGUCAUUCAGAAAUACCAUACUGUGAAUGGCCACAACUGUGAAGUAAGGAAAGCCCUGUCAAAGCAAGAGAUGGCUAGUGCUUCGUCCAGCCAAAGAGGUCGAAGUGGUUCUGGAAACUUUGGUGGGGGUCAUGGAGGUGGUUUUGGUGGAAACGACAACUUUGGCCAUGGAGGAAACUUCAGUGGUCAUGGUGGCUUUGGUGGCAGCCGUGGUGGUGGUGGAUAUGGUGGCAGUGGGGAUGGCUACAAUGGAUUUGGUAAUGAUGGAAGCAAUUUUGGAGGUGGUGGAAGUUACAAUGAUUUUGGCAAUUACAACAAUCAGUCAUCAAAUUUUGGAGCUAUGAAGGGAGGAAAUUUUGGAGGCAGAAGCUCUGGCCCUUAUGGUGGUGGCGCCCAAUACUUUGCCAAACCACGAAACCAAGGUGGGUUAUGGUGGUUCCAGUAGCAGCAGUAGCUAUGGCAGUGGCAGAAGGUUUUAAUUAUUCCCAGGAAACAAAGCUUAGCAGGAGAGGAGAGCCAGAGAAGUGACAGGAAGCUACAGGUUACAACAGAUUUGUGAACUCAGCCAAGCACAGUGGUGGCAGGGCCUUGCUGCUACAAAGAAGACAUGUUUUAGACAAUACUCAUGUGUAUGGGCAAAAAACUCGAGGACUGUAUUUGUGACUAAUUAAUUGUAUAACAGGUUAUUUUAGUUUCUGUUCUGUGGAAAGUGUAAAGCAUUCCAACAAAGGGUUUUAAUGUAGAUUUUUUUUUUUUUUGCACCCAUGCUGUUGAUUGCUAAAUGUAAUAGUCUGAUCAUGAUGCUGAAUAAAUGUGUCUUUUUUUUUUUUUUUUUUAAUGUGCUGUGUAAAGUUAGUCUACUCUGAAGCCAUUUUGGUAAACUUUCCAAAAGUGUGAAGCUAGAAUUCCUUCAGGGUGAUGCCAGGUUCUAUUUGAAAUUCAUUUACAACCUGCUUGGGUGAAGAAGCCAUUGUCUUCAGAAACCUUGGUAUAGUUGAACUGAGGGUUACUGCUGUGACCUGAAGCUUACCAUUUAAAGGGGUCAUCCAAGGAAAAUCAUGGAAUUAUUGGUUAUAAAGGUGAUUGUUGGCAUAUCCUAUGCAAUAUAUCUAAAUUGAAUAAUGGUACCAGAUAAAAUUACAGAUGAGAAUGAAGCUUGUGUAUCUACCAUUAUCAUGUGUAAUCAAUAAACGAUUUAAUUCUCUUGAAAA